This is a messenger RNA of Beta vulgaris subsp. vulgaris (sugar beet), 573 nucleotides long. RefSeq lists its product as uncharacterized. The record is from RefSeq and is a predicted model, not a curated record. Lineage: Eukaryota; Viridiplantae; Streptophyta; Magnoliopsida; Caryophyllales; Amaranthaceae. The transcript is spliced from 2 exons. The coding region runs from base 1 to 573 and encodes 190 amino acids.
AUGGUUGUUGUUGCUCACAGCUCUCCUGUCCCGCCACCUGCUGCUGUUGGUGUUCUUUUCACACCACAACAAGUCGAGAAACUCAGGAAAUUGAUGCCUCAACUCAUGAACGAGAAUAAAGGCUCUGAGACAGAUGAGGAGUUGGAUAACCACUUCUCUGAUGACCUUCUACUUUGUGGCACUCAUCUCACUGACCUCAAAGAUCUCCAAACCAUUCUUUCUCACACUUUCAAAAUGAAAGACUUAGGUUUCAUCAGGUACUUUCUUGGUAUAAAAGUGGAUACAUCUGAAAAUGCCUUCUUUGUUUCUCAACACAAAUGCAAUUCAUACAUUCUCAAAGAGUAUGGCAUGCUUAAUUCCAAACCUUUACAACUUCCCAUGGACAUUUACCUUAAACUAACCCAUGAUAAUGAUGAUGUUCUACCUAACCCUACUCCAUAUCAAAGACUUCUAGGCAAACUCAUUUAUCUUACCAUCACAAAGCCAGACAUUACCUUUACAAUCCAACUCCUAGCCCAAUUUAUGCAACAACCAACAAGUGUUCAUAUGCAAGCUAUCAAGAGGCUCUUUUGA